AUGGAGUGGUCGAAUCGCGGCGGAGAUAUCAUGAAAUUACAAGGCAUCAGCAAAGUUUCGCCGGCUUUCUAUGAACCGCCUCAAAGGAAAACCAGCGCUGAGAUCAUCAACGAAGCCAGGCUCGCCAUCAGAGAAUCGCAAAUGACCGACAAGAAUUUCGCUCCGCCUUCGAUAAAACCCCUGCAAACUCAGAGACCUUACACCCCGAGGGACAAAGAGAGGCUCCUCUUCGGGAACAAAAUCAAAACAAACCGUCCGCCCAGCUCAUUCAGUUUACGUUACCUUCAAAAUGAAACCGACAUACCGACGACUCCGCCCGACCACAACAACUUGCUCUCGCCGAAUCUCAUCUCAUCGAAGAGCGCCCAAAUCGCCGAAGAAACGCCCGGCGAAUCGCUCUGCGAAAUCAACGACAAAAUCUUCAACAUCGCCGUCAAAGACCCGCCGCACAAGGUCAAACUUCCCUCGUUGGACACCAACAGGCCGCUGCAGAAGAGGAAGAUCCUGAAAAAUACAUCGCUCGAUAAACUACCCGAAGAGAACGAGUUCCAGGACGGCCCGAAGGCCGAUUGCAGGAAGGCGUUCAGCUCGCCGCAGGAGCGCACCGAGUUCGGCGCCGGGCCGCGCCGCGACCUGGCGCAGUGCCUGCUGCUCGGCGCGCGCAACCUGGAGAAGAUCUUCGACAACCGGCAGAUCGUCGAGCACUCGCAGACGCUGUUCCUCGACACCGGCUACUUCGCCGGGCGAUUGCAGCUCGAAGGGCGGCCGGUUUCGACGGAGAGGACCUUCGAGGAGGUGCUGCUGGAGCUGAACGCCGAGAGCGAGAGGAAGCGCGGCGACGAGAGGAUCGUGGAGUUGCUGGAGGAGCUCUACGAGCGCAUGGAGAAGGAGGACGUUGCUAACCAGAAGAUCGGGUCCGGUUUGAAGAUCAGGAUACUGAAGUGUUUGUACAAAUUCGUCGAGUCGCAGAACGAGCGAGUUUUGAUUUGUAUUGCGAAAAUUAUACUAUCGAUUAAAGUCACUGGAAAUAAUCUAAGCGGUGUCUGUAAACUGAUAUUCAAAGUUGCGAAGAACGACAAAAACGACCACUUGUUCUUUCAAAAUAACCUCUUAGAAUUGUUUCUGGAUGCGUUGGGAAGGUCGAGUCCUCUGGACGAUGCCGAGGCCUGCGUGUACGGAUACGGCGCUGUUAAAUUUUUAACAAUGAACCAAAAACUGAUGAAGAAAAUCCUGGACCUGGGCAUAUUGCAGCUCAUGGUGUUGCACAUGAAGAUCAUCAACGUCGCGAAAAUGGAGAAGAGUUUAAUGCCCGAUCAGACCCAUCAUGCAUUGUACCAACUGACGGGAGCUUUGAGGCAUUUAGUUUCCGAAGAUCAAGCCUACGAUGGCUUCAUAGAAUGCGGAACUGUACCGCAGCUUUGUCAAACGUUGGAAAUAUUCGCUGCCGAUAUGGAUAUUGUCGCAAACAUUUCGCGAACUUUGAGCAUAAUAUCCACCAACGAAUGCUGUUGCGAUGCGAUCAUCGAGUACAAAAACAUCUACAAGGUGUUCAUAAAUCUGUUCCAGAAGUAUCCGGGAAACGAGGAGAUUAUCGUUCGUUUGACCUACACUUUGGGGAACAUCGUUUCGAAGAUAGAUAAUACUAGAGUACAGUUUUUCCACGAGGAAAAUUCGGUGGAGAGUCUCGUGCACUUGUGGAAGGUGUAUUUGGAGAGAACGUUGAAGAAUUGUUGCUUGAAGUUGGAGGGUAGUAAUGCUUUGCAAAGCAAUAGCGAAGAUGUUAUGAUUAAGAUUAUAAGGGUUAUAGCGAAUAUGGUGAUAAAUCCGGAAAUUGGGAAACGUUUGAACGAAAAAUAUGGCAAUCAAUUAAUAGAAGAAAUACUUAAGGUACUCAUUAGUAAUCCUUUCAAGAAGAACGAGGAUCUCGUUUUGUCGAUACUCAGCACUUUGAACAAUCUUUCGUAUUAUUACACCAGUGACUUGGAAGUGGACAUAUUUCAUAUAAAGCAAGUUGAUAUUGUUGAGGCUACAAUAGAAUACGCCAAAUCAACCAACAAAGAAUGCAUCACAGAAACCAUGAGAAUACUGGGAAACCUGUCGAGAUCGAAAGUAACCAGAAACUACAUAGCAGAGAGCGAAGUUUUCGAUAUUCUAAUGGACCUGUUAGAAAAAGGAGAUCAAACUCUUCUAAAAACAACAGUCGGCGUAUUCGUGAACCUGAUGUCAGACAAUCGUUCGAGAAACCUCUUCAAAAACAACGGGGGCGUAUCGAAAUUGAUCAAAAUGUUAACAGUAGAAUGCGAACACGAUUGGUCAUUGGGAAAUCUCAUUUGCCAAGUGAUUUGGAACUAUUGCAUAGACACCACCGAUUUGCAUGAACUGUUCACGGACGCGGAAAUACAAAAAUUGCUCGUGAUUUUAGCAGAUUAUUUGGAUGAGGAAAAAUUGUUUGGAAUCGACGAGCAUACUGAAAAUAUGGCCGUUUACAUCACCCAAGAGUAUCUCGUUUGGGAGGAAUUCGCGAACGUUGCUACGAACUUGCUGGAGAAGAUUGAAUUUUUUUUGGACACUUACGAUCAAUUGAACAAUGACGAUAUUGAAGCCACACUCAAAACUAAAGAUUGUAGCACUAAUAUUAGUUUUUCCGCUUGGUAA
Phyllotreta striolata is the source of this 2655-nucleotide messenger RNA. The record is from the annotation of a GenBank genome assembly. NCBI's taxonomy places the organism in Eukaryota, Metazoa, Arthropoda, Insecta, Coleoptera, Chrysomelidae.